AUGGGUUCGAUAGGAACACCGCCGAGUGCAGAGAACGGCUCUGCUAACCCCAACCCCGCCACUGCUGCGUGCGACCAGUCCGUCGAUGGCUACCAUGCUUCGUCCAACGAAAGGGCGCUGGAGUCUGACGUAUCGAAGAAGCGAAAGUCGUCGAUCCUUCCUCUGGAGGUUGGUACGCGCGUCAUGUGUCGUUGGAGGGACUCCAAGUACCACCCCGUCAAGGUCAUCGAACGCCGCAGAACGCACUGCGGUGGGCCCAACGACUACGAGUACUACGUCCACUACACUGAGUUCAAUAGGAGGCUUGAUGAGUGGGUGAAACUUGACCAACUUGAUCUUGAUUCAGUAGAGGCUGUAGUUGAUGAGAAAGUGGAGGAUAAGGUUACAAGCUUGAAAAUGACUCGCCAUCAGAAGCGGAAGAUUGAUGAGACACAUGUAGAGGGCCAUGAGGAACUUGAUGCUGCCAGCUUGCGUGAACAUGAAGAAUUUACAAAAGUGAAAAAUAUAGCGACAAUAGAACUUGGAAGAUACGAAAUUGAGACAUGGUACUUCUCCCCAUUUCCACCAGAAUAUAAUGACUCUUUGAAGCUGUACUUUUGUGAGUUUUGCCUCAAUUUCAUGAAGCGCAAAGAACAACUUCAAAGGCAUAUGAGGAAAUGUGAUCUCAAGCAUCCCCCUGGUGAUGAGAUAUACCGAAGUGGUACACUUUCUAUGUUUGAGGUUGAUGGCAAAAAGAACAAGGUUUAUGGGCAGAAUCUUUGCUAUUUGGCGAAAUUGUUUCUUGAUCACAAGACCCUGUAUUAUGAUGUUGACCUCUUUCUGUUUUACAUUUUAUGUGAAUGCGAUGAUCGAGGAUGCCACAUGGUUGGAUAUUUUUCCAAGGAAAAGCAUUCGGAGGAAUCCUAUAAUUUGGCAUGUAUCCUCACCCUUCCUCCAUAUCAAAGAAAAGGCUAUGGCAAAUUUUUGAUUGCCUUCUCUUAUGAACUUUCAAAGAAAGAAGGUAAAGUUGGAACGCCUGAAAGACCCCUCUCUGACCUAGGAUUGCUAAGCUACAGAGGAUACUGGACUCGGGUGCUUCUGGACAUCUUGAAAAAGCACAAGGGAAAUAUUUCAAUCAAGGAGCUAAGUGACAUGACAGCCAUCAAGGCAGAUGAUAUAUUGACCACCCUUCAGAGUCUAGAAUUAAUUCAGUACAGGAAAGGGCAGCAUGUAAUUUGUGCAGACCCAAAGGUCCUGGAUCGUCACCUAAAAGCAGCCGGUCGUGGGGGCCUGGAUGUUGAUGUUAGCAAAUUGAUCUGGACGCCAUAUAAAGAUCAAGGGUGA
Molecule: messenger RNA, 1323 nt
Organism: Prunus armeniaca (apricot)
Lineage: Eukaryota; Viridiplantae; Streptophyta; Magnoliopsida; Rosales; Rosaceae
Source: the annotation of a GenBank genome assembly